Molecule: messenger RNA, 408 nt
Organism: Gongylonema pulchrum
Lineage: Eukaryota; Metazoa; Nematoda; Chromadorea; Rhabditida; Gongylonematidae
Source: the annotation of a GenBank genome assembly
AUUAUCGUAACGGAUCUAAAUCAAACCACUGGAGCGGUGCUUACCAGUAUGAGUGGACAUGCACGUUCACGUGGUCGUCCACCAAUUUAUGCGGCUGCAGCAGCUGCCAUUCAACAACAAGGAGGAAACGUUGUGCUUCCGCCUGGACAAGUUGCAAUAACAUCAACGGCGCCGAUGACUAGUAGUGCCGAAAUCAAGUCGCCGCCAUAUCGGCCAGCUGCUCGCCAUAUGAACCCACCACCGAACAGGCGUGAUAUUUUAGCCGUAGCAACUGCCGCAUCAGUUGGUCCAACAUCUGAACUUACGCCAGAGCAGAAGUUGGAGCUUCAGCGAGCAAAACGUGCUGAGCGUGCAAGGUUGCCGAAGCACAACGUCGUCGAGCAAAACGAGCUGAAGCGGCACGUCUGA